Messenger RNA from Diplodia corticola, 2907 nucleotides. Its product is annotated as rna polymerase i-specific transcription initiation factor rrn6-like protein. The transcript is spliced from 3 exons. Gene Ontology annotation, cellular component: RNA polymerase I core factor complex. Bases 1 to 2907 code for a protein of 968 amino acids. Gene Ontology annotation, biological process: nucleolar large rRNA transcription by RNA polymerase I. NCBI's taxonomy places the organism in Eukaryota, Fungi, Ascomycota, Dothideomycetes, Botryosphaeriales, Botryosphaeriaceae. Gene Ontology annotation, molecular function: RNA polymerase I transcription regulatory region sequence-specific DNA binding; RNA polymerase I general transcription initiation factor binding. The record is from RefSeq and is a predicted model, not a curated record.
AUGACUGACCCGGGCGUCGAUGACCUGCACUAUGGUCACUUCGGUCAACCUGUGUACGACGUCGAGAACAGAACCUGGGUCUUCCAGCGAUCUCCCGGUGUGCGACGCGUCUUCCAUCCCGUGGAUCACCCUCAAGUCGAGAUACCCGCCACCAUUUCCGCGACCACAUGCCGCGUGAGCUCUGCCGCCGAGCUGGAUGAGCAGCAGAGCCAUCUUAUUGCUCUGUUUCCCGAGCUUCAGACUGCUGCCCCUCUUCUUGGGCGCCUUGCCCAGGUCUCGAAUGCGAUCGAGGCCGUUGCCUCUACCUUUGAUCCCCUAACUGGAGACCUACUGGCUUGCGGACGAGCCGCCGAUGUUCAGAAUGGUGAAAAAGGGACCAUCAGUUUCAUUGCUUUGCCCGGAGGUGCUGCUGGAGAAUCGCUCCGUCUAGUGCGGCGACACCAUGAGGACCAUGGCUGGGGACAAGAUAAGAGUACUUGGCUGAAGGUGCCUACCCUUCGUCAUGGAGACAUUGGCUGGUGGUCUGGAAUGGGCACACCUAUCCAGCAGAUCGCCAGCGCAGUCCAAGCCGACAACCGCAGUACCUUUCUCGCUGUUCGUACUGCCCGCUCCAUUCACAUUUUCCAGCCCCGGUACCAUCGUCAGCCAGUAGCUCCCCCAGAAGACCCCGCGUCUUUCCUUUCGUUACCUGCUUCUAGACUGGAAGCAAGCCCUUUGCUCUACCUGGCCUCUGCCUCGCACGAGCAGGGUUACGCAGAUGUUGCUUUCAACCCUUGGUAUCAGCGGCAGUUCGGAACGCUUGAUCAGGAAGGAAACUGGACUAUAUACGAUAUCGAGGGUAGACGGGGAAAGAAGAGUGGUUAUCGAUCCGUCCAGGCACUGAAAGGCUGUCUCGCACCGCCUUUAACGAAAUCAGACCUUCAGGAGGGCACACUCCCGGGUAACUAUGAUGGCUGGGGCCGCGUGUUGUGGGUCAACGACGUAAACACGGUGUUGGUCUGCAAUAGGCGGAUCCUGCAAAUCGCGGAUUUCCAGGGCCGGUCGGUCUAUUUGUCGCCGGCUAGUCUUAGACUUGCUCGGACCUCCUCUUGGAUCUUGGACGUGAGGCGAGAUCCUCAUGACACAAGUCGCAUCCUUGUUUUGACCUCGACACACCUCUUGAUCUUGAAGAUGCCAGUCCCUGCGCGAUCAAAUGAGAAUGCGAACUGGGUGGAUGCAGAUGUUUUGCUGUCCUGGAGACAUUUUGUCCACGAGGAAGAUACGACGAUGCGAAUCCAUGCGUGUGUUGAUGAAGGAGACAUCGUUGUGUUUUUACAGUCCCAUACACUGUUCUACAGUAUUGUAUUCCGGUACCGUCAACAUGAGGACUUGGACUUGCUCAUUUCUGCUUCGGAUCCUGCAACGUUCUUACACUCUCAUCCUGCACUGCGUGGGAUGCACAUGGAAGCCCUCGAUUUCGGUCAUUUCGAUCGGGGGGUUGUCUCUGGGCCUGGGAAUGGCUACCGCGAACGCGGUCUUCGAUUCUUCAACUUCCAUAUCCUGUCAAAGACUUUGGAGGCAAGCCGGAUGCUGGUAGUCGUUUCCGAUGAAUCAUCUGGCCCAUUGGUGCAACAGCGAGCUUCCUUGGAGGUUGAAUGUCCCCGCUGGAUAAGAAGAAUCAUACCUCAAAGCUCGUCCCGUAUACCGGACGACUCAUCCUCCGUCGCAGGCGGUGUUGAAGAAAUGGAGGAAGCGUCAAAAAACCACGAAUUGCGAAAAAGAAAAACUGCAAGGCUUCCGAUGGAUGAGGUCAUGCACUGGCGAUUGGAGAAAUUGUCUCGGCUCAACGAGUUGCUUGAAGACAUGAGCAAGGUUGACGAUCUUACUCGGGAGGACUCUUCGGCGAUGAUGAGUGAGCUCACCGCGAGCAUCGGCUCUAUGGAUCCUGCGGAAUGUCGCCCGAACACACUGUACCGCAUUGCUGGUCGCGAGAUCUCAGAUCUGAAUGUUGCUGAUGUCGAUGAGACAGCUGCCUCCUUUUCAGAGCUCGUGAGGUUAAUGUCCGAACAGGAUGGCGAUGCGCCAGCAUUGACUGUCAAACCGUUGGGCGGUGUUUCCAUUGUCGAGAUUGAGGAUGGCGUGCCGUCCAUCUCGCUGACGUAUGAGAAAUUCAUCCGGAAGCAUGUGUCGACUAUGCCAAUGAACACGACAGCGCGAGACCGUCUAGAGAGGGAGCGGCUUGCCAGGCGGCUCGCGGUACUCUCUUGCCUCGCAAGCGUCAAACUGGAGGUACAGCAGCCGGGGACGGAGCAGGAGUCGGUCGAAGCAUCACAACUCAUGGACGAGGACAGUUAUUCAGCGGGUUAUCUGAGCUCCGAGCCGGACUAUAGCCAAAGCUCAAGCUAUCCCCUGCCGACCCCAGAGGCUACGCCUUCGCUAGCCUCAGAGGGCACCUUCAUCUCGAGCAUGUCGGCUUUGACCGACCUAUCGAUUCCCCAACGCCUCAGCCGGUUUGGAGUAACCUCUGGCCACGGCCGCAAGCAAAUACCCGACCUGCCGGCAGCGGGGAAGCAGAUACUUGCUCAGUGGAAGAUUGGUGAGGCAUAUCCGGCAGGUCGCGACGAAGGUGACUAUUAUUCGAGACGAGGAAGGCGCAGGAGCGCCCUGAAUGAUCCGACCCUCUCGGUCAAAAAGCGCGAGAAGCUGCUCAAACAAGAAGAGAGGCGGGCACGAAAGCAACGGCGGGAGACGGAGUUGUUCCAACAGUCGCAGCACACCAGCAUUUCCGAUGAGCACACCUGUUCGCGGAAGGCCAAGUCAGAUGGGACAGUCAUCCCAGAUGGGGCAAUCAUCCCAGAUGGCACCGUCGACGCAGGUGGAGAGAGGGGCACACGGAGGGCGGCCCAAGAAGAAGAGGAGGAGGACUGA